AUGCGUCUCAGAGAUAUGGUCUGGCGAACCAAGAAUCUCCGUGGAGUCUGCGGCUCCUGGACAAGAGCGCUGCAUCACCUGGUAUUCCGCGGCAAAGAAACAAGAGAAGGAGUAGUACUCCGACUUCGUCGCCUUCUGCUUGAUAAGGAUAUGGAGACAUUCCCGAUGCUUCGGGAUUGUAUGGUGAAAUUCUGCCACCCGCACUUGCUUAAGGACCUCUACUCUCUCCAACAAAACAUUGCGGAAUCCGCCAUCUCGUUCGAGUAUGUCUACGCCGUCGUCUGGCGGGACGACGAGUUGAUGGAUGUUAUGAGAAAUAAAACCUCCCAUCUUGGAUACGGGCCAUAUUCGAAUGAGAUUCUGGAUACAUUUGCCGAGGAAUGCUGGGCUUUAGGCAUGAAAGUUGGUGACAGUUGCGCAAGGUUCCCGAAUGGCAAGGUCGACCCUUCCCAGGUUACUAAUGAGUGGGUGCAAGCCGGUCUGGUAUCUCUGGAGAACUUCUACAUUAAAGAAUGCCUUUGUCUUUGGUAUUACAAUGCGCAUAUGUUUCGACAGAUCGUGGGUGCGUUCCCAUGUUUAGAGGUUCUGGAGUUUCCUGCCUUCCUCCACGUUCCUCUUCUAGCGAAGAUGAAGUAUUUCUUUCCGCCAUGCGAAGAUGAUUCUCCAUUCGCCUCCAUCAGUCUAAGUCCCCCACAGAUGUUACAGAUCCUAGGGAUCACGUAUAAAGAGCAGGGCCCGUCAUAUUCCGACAUUAUGGCGUCCGUGAAGAGGGUGAUAAUUCACACUUGGCAUUAUAAUCCGAUACUAUCCCUCUUCAAUGGGGGCCCAUAUGGUGUUCUGUCUGCCGAGUUACAUAUUUUCCUUUUGCUGAAUCACUGGAUGAGUGACCGAAAUCUAGAAAUUCGUCAGAAUGUCAUCAAAAGGAUAACUCAGCAGGCAAAAGCAGCAGUUCAAGAUAUCCCAGAGAAGACGAAGGCAAAGGUUUCACACUUCAAUACAGACGUGCUGAUGGAUGUGAUGGAUGAUACUGCAGGAGAUGAUUGA
Molecule: messenger RNA, 1044 nt
Organism: Penicillium subrubescens
Lineage: Eukaryota; Fungi; Ascomycota; Eurotiomycetes; Eurotiales; Aspergillaceae
Exons: 1
Coding region: 1-1044 (347 amino acids)
Source: RefSeq, a predicted model, not a curated record